GUUUUUUUUUUUUUUUUAUAAAUUUUGUCCCUCUGCGGCUUCCGUAGCGAACUGUACUCAGUGCAGUAUAGAGCCAGUUUGUUGUUUUUAGCCUUUUAGCCAAACAACUGGAGGUGCUCUUCAAAAAUCCCGUCGAAGGAAAUGGCUACCUCUUUUGUGACUGAAGAACAAGAUCAAUCAGGGACACUAGAAGAUCCAACAAGCCUUCGCUGCAGAAAGUGCCGUAGAUGUCUAAUAGACCCGACCAGCCUCCUGAAGGUAGUAACAUCAAGCGAGACUGCAGCCACAUGCAAUGUGUGGCAUUUGAAUGUUGAAUCUUUGCCAGAUUGGAUUUUGGCAAGUGUUGAUCAGGCCAGUUGGACAGUGGGGAAAUUAAACUGUCAGAACUGUGGAGCUCGCUUAGGAGGCUUUAAUUUUGUAAAUUGCUCUAAAUGCUCCUGUAGACGUGAUACAACUGUACAUCUCAGUAAGAGUCGUGUUGAUCAGGAUCUAAAACCACCAGUUCUUUUGACUAGACUAGGAAGGACUAGAGAACAUACCGUGAGGAGGAAGAAUGAGGUGGAGUCUCUCCCUCAGACAAUAAGCUCAUCUCCCUCUCCUUCCUCAACCCUCAGCUUCUCCUGUACUGUGUCCCAUGUUGCCUCUGCUGAAACUGAACUUGAGGUUGAGUCAACUGAAGAACCACAGAUUCUUGAGAGUGUUGAGAGAGGCAUAGAUGUUUCCUUACCUUCUGAAUUGCCACCACAGCUGUCUGAUGAUCAGGAGAGCUUAGAGGUACGGCCUGUGGGUUCUGCUUCCCAGAGUAGAACCUCGCUGGACAGAGCUGUGAAUCCAGAGGAGGUCAGACUCAGAGAGAUGGAGGAGCCAUCAAGAAACAUCUCACCCAACCUAGAGCCAAAGCUUUCCAAGAGAGAGAAAAACCACCUGAAAAGCCUAAGAAGGAAGCAGAGGAAGAAGGAGCGUUGGAUUCAGAGACAGCAGGAGGCAAAAGAUCUGGCUAUGAAGUGGGACCUAACGGGCAGCGAUGAUGAAGAGAGGGAGGGAUACACGUGUGCCGUUUGUUUAGACGUAUAUUACAGCCCUUACAAGUGCCAUCCUUGCAGUCAUGUGUUCUGUGAGCCCUGUUUGAGAACACUGGCUAAGAACAGGCCAAGCAGUACCCCGUGUCCCCUCUGUAGGACCCUCAUAUCCCAUGUGCUCUUUCAGGAAGAGCUCAGUCAAACUACAAAGGCUUGCUUCCCAAAAGUGUAUCGCUCAAGACACGAUACCUUUCAGAAGACCAACUAUUCCAAAUGGCCCCUGCCCAAUUGUCCAAAGCGUUUCCGCAUCUUUUGGGGAUUUCAGAGGCACGGAGGUCCUGCCAGUCGCUGGCAGUUUCCGCACAGAGCAUUUGGCCUGGAUGCGUUGGAUCUGGGAGACAUGUGGGGCUGGCCAUUUGACAUUGACUUUGUGAUCAUCUCUGUCUACUCUCUGCACUGGGUGAUGGCGUUCAUCAUCUUCUGUGGCCUCUGCUACUUCCUCCUCCUCUGAUGUAUGGAGGAUUAGUUCUCAUUUUGUUCGCUGUUGCUGGACAAAUGAAUGUUGUUGACGGUGGACAUCUCAUCAAGUGCCUCGUACUUUUAUUUCAAUGUAGCUUCAAAUAUGAUGAAAUAUUAUUAAGGUGUGUUUCUUCCUGUGGGAAUCAUUUGUGUGUUUGUUUGUGGUUUAGGUCUUAAAGGGUUUGUGCAAUUCAUAGAUAUCAUGUUAAGCAAUUACCUUAUAGCAUCUGCCUACUUGACCUGUAAACAGUAUUAUAAUGCAACAGAAAAGGGACAAAGCAAUAAUUAAGGGUAUAAUGCUUAGUCCGUCUGUACACUUUGACAAGUUGCUUCUUUUUCUGUUACCGUUACUUUGAGUGGCUUAGAUUCUUGUUUAAUGCUAGAACCCAGGUUUCUGUUGUACAAAUUUUAAUGGCUUCUUUUACACAGUAAAAUGUUUCAAAACA
Onychostoma macrolepis is the source of this 1984-nucleotide messenger RNA. It is a transcript of the gene rnf180b, whose product is annotated as ring finger protein 180b. Gene Ontology annotation, biological process: protein polyubiquitination; norepinephrine metabolic process; positive regulation of proteasomal ubiquitin-dependent protein catabolic process. The coding region runs from base 142 to 1530 and encodes 462 amino acids. Gene Ontology annotation, cellular component: endoplasmic reticulum membrane. Gene Ontology annotation, molecular function: ubiquitin protein ligase activity; ubiquitin conjugating enzyme binding. The transcript has 7 exons. The record is from RefSeq and is a predicted model, not a curated record. NCBI's taxonomy places the organism in Eukaryota, Metazoa, Chordata, Actinopteri, Cypriniformes, Cyprinidae.